This is a messenger RNA of Thermothelomyces thermophilus ATCC 42464, 9959 nucleotides long. RefSeq lists its product as uncharacterized. Gene Ontology annotation, biological process: late endosome to vacuole transport; mitochondrion organization; protein targeting to vacuole. The record is from RefSeq and is a predicted model, not a curated record. Lineage: Eukaryota; Fungi; Ascomycota; Sordariomycetes; Sordariales; Chaetomiaceae. The transcript is spliced from 2 exons. Gene Ontology annotation, cellular component: extrinsic component of membrane. The coding region runs from base 123 to 9755 and encodes 3210 amino acids.
CCCCGCAAUAAUCCUAUUAACUACCCGUCUCCUUCAAUUCCUGCCAAUGUCGCCCCUGAAAACCGCACGAUAAACGCCGAUUCCGCUUCCCUCUGCCAGGGUUACGGCACCCCACUCUCAACAUGUUGGAAGGUCUGGUCGCGGGGCUUUUGAACCGCUUUCUGGGCAUGUAUGUGAAGAACUUCGACCCAACACAGCUCAAGGUUGGCAUCUGGUCCGGCGAUGUCAAGCUGAGCAACCUUCAGCUGCGCCGGGAGGCCCUUGAUCAGCUCAAGCUCCCCAUCAAUGUCGUCGAAGGUCACCUCGGCGAGCUCACCCUGAUCAUUCCUUGGUCCAACUUGCGCGGUGCUCCUGUCAAGGUCUUCAUUGAAGAUGUCUUUUUGCUGGCCUCCCCGAAGGAAGAGGCGGAGUACAAUGAAGAGGAGGAGGCCCGCCGGAAACAACGGAUCAAGAUGGAAAAGCUGGAUUCGGCAGAGCUGUUGAAGGAGAGGUCGCAGGAAGGUCUGAGCCAGGAGGAGCAGAAACGCACACAGAGCUUUACCGAGAGCCUGGUCACCAAGAUCGUUGACAACCUGCAGGUCACGGUGAAGAACAUCCACGUGCGCUACGAGGAUGCCAUCUCCGCUCCCGGGCAUCCGUUUGCCUUAGGCUUCACCCUCGAGGAGUUCAGUGCUGUCAGCACCGACGGUGAAUGGGCACCCACUUUCAUCCAGGACUCGACCACAACAACGCACAAGCUUGCCACGCUGGAGUCAUUAGCUGUGUACUGGAAUACCGAUACCAAGCUCAUGGGCCCCGGUCGCGAGGCGCAUACGCCCGGAGCCGAGGUGAUGCCGCACGACGAUAUGCUCAAGAACUUCAAGACUAUGAUCGUGAGGAGCGAUAAUGACCUCUCUGCCAAUCAUCAGUUCAUUCUGAAGCCUGUCUCGGGUCAGGCCAAGAUCGAGCUUGACAAGACGGGAAAUCCUCAGGCUCCCAAGUUCAAAGCCAACCUGCUAUUUGACGAGAUCGGACUGGUUUUGGAUGACCAGCAAUACCGCGAUGCCCUCAUGAUGGUUGACCUCUUCCACUACUUCAUCCGCCACCAAGAGUACAAAAAGUACCAACCGAAAGGGGUUACGCCGAAGGAAGACCCCCGGGCGUGGCUCAGAUUUGCCGGCGACGCGGUCCUCAGCAAGAUCCACGAGCGGAACCGGCGGUGGUCCUGGGAUUACUUCAGGGAACGCAGGGAUGACAGGCGUCGGUACAUCGAGCUGUUCAAGAAGAGGAAGCAAAACCAGCAGUUGACGCCUGAUGAGGCCGACGACAUGAACAAGUUGGAAUGGAAGCUCAGCUAUGAGGACCUUCGUUUCUGGCGUUCCUUGGCCCGCAAUCAGCUCAAGAAGGAGAAUGCCGAAGCGCUCAAGAAUCGCCCGCCCGCUCAGGAACAGCAACAGCAGGGCUGGCUGUCCUGGGUGUGGGGCGCUAAGCCGCAGCAGACGGAGAAGCAGGACGAGAUGGAGAAUACCGAGAUCACGGAGGAGCAGCGCAAGGAGCUCUACGAAGUCAUCGAUUGGGACGAGAAGGCUGCGCUUGCUACAGAAGUCGACGUGCCCCGCGAUAUCGUUAAGCUGCAGAUUGAGACCUCCCUCAGCACUGGCAGCUUCACACUCAAACAAAACCCGCAUGGCAACACCAGGGAUCUCGUCAGCCUUCAUUUUGACGUCUUCAAAGCCAGGGGCCUCAAACGCCCAGACUCUUUCCUGAUUGACCUGAGUUUGGGUGGGUUGCGUGUCAAUGACGGCACAACCGAAAAGAGCUUGUACAAGGAGAUUGUCCGGGUCAAGGACGCGCCGACUAGAAAUGCCCAGAAACGGCUGUCGAUCGCCGAGCUGGAGCAGGCCGGCGACGAGGCCUUCUUCCACUUCCAGCUCGAGCAGAACCCCCUGGACGGCCGGGGCGACGUUGCCGUGACCGCAAAGCUGAAGCCGCUCGAGAUUGUCUGGAACCCAAACGUCGUCGUGGGAGUCGCCGACUUCUUCAGACCACCAGAGCGCCACAUGGAGUCUAUCACUGCGCUCAUGGAGACGGCCGGCGCCACGGUCGAAGGUAUCCGCGAGCAGACCAGGGCUGGGCUUCAAUUCGCCCUUGAAGAGCACAAGACUGUCAAUGCCAAGCUGGACCUGCAGGCUCCUCUCAUCAUCAUCCCGGAAACCGUCACCAGCCAGAACACGGCUUGCGUGAUUCUCGACGCGGGCCACAUUAGUGUCACCAGCGAGCUAGUGGACAGGGAGACAUCAAAGGAAGUCCAGUCUAAGCAAUCCGAAGCAUAUGCCGAGCAGGAUCUCGGGCGCCUGGAGACUUUGAUGUACGACCGGUUCCUCGUCAAGUUGACAUCAACCCAAGUCUUGAUCGGGCCGUCUGUCGAGGAAACAAAACAACAAUUGGUGGCGAAGGAUGACCAACGUAUGCUCCACAUCGUCGACAAGAUCAACGUUGACUUUGUUGUCGAGACAUCGAUCCUCCCCAAAGCCCCAAACCUCACCAAGCUCAAGGUGUCGGGCCACAUGCCCAUGCUUCAGGUCAGUGCGUCGGACGCCAAGUACAAAGCGCUGAUGCGGAUCAUCGACGUCGCGAUACCCAGGCUUGGUGGAGAUCAAACCCAGCCACCGCAAGGCCACAUCACUGCGCCCGGGCGACCGCGGGCCGAGAGCACCACUUCCCUACAAUCGCGGAGGCGUAGCGACAGGAGGCUCUCACAACUGGGUCUUCCAUUCGCAACACAACAACAGGAAGCGAUCGUGAUUGAUGACGACGAGCUUGACGACGAGGACGACAAGUUUGAAGAUGCCAAGGAUGGCUUUCCGGACGAGCAAUUGCGAGUUCAACAGCGCAUCUUCGAAUUCAACUUUACGGUCGACAAGCUGCGUGGUUCGCUUUAUCGAAGCGAUCCUGGUAGGCAGCGACCUGACCAGCUGCUUGUCGAGCUCGUCGCUGAGCGUUUUGGGGUCGAGUUCCGCUUGCGGCCUUUCGACAUGGGUGCCGAGGUGUCACUGGGUUCCGUUACUGUCGACGAUUUCGUCGAGAAUCCACCGGCCGAGUUUAAGUCGAUCGUAUCGUCAGGUGAUGUCGAGGACAGGCAGCAGGCAAGGGACCUUGUCCACGUCCGAUUUGUCCGAGUCCAAAAGGAGUCGCCAGAGUUUAUGACGGUGUACGACGGCGUCGAGACCAAUGUCGACGUCGCCAUUUCCACCAUCAAUCUUGUGGUCACCCGAAAGACGCUGCUCACCCUGCUGGACUUCAUUCUCGUCACUUUCACCAACAACCAGUCCGCCAAUGGGCCUUCCGCUUCCCAGAAGACAAUUACUGACCAAGACUUGGCGACCGAUGCUGAGCUUGAACCACUUUCACCGGUCGAGCAGCCUGAGGGCGGUGCCAUCAGGGUCAAGGUAGAUCUCAAGAGUAUCCGGCUGAUACUGAAUAACGAUGGCAUUCGGCUAGCCACCUUGUCCUUCAACCACGCCGAUGCUGCCGUUUUCUUGCUUGGACGCUGCAUGCGCGUCUCGACAAAGCUUGGCGACCUGAGCUUGGUGGACGAUGUGAACCUCGGGACUUCGGAAGACUCGAGCCUGCGCCAGCUUGUGGCCAUCCAAGGCGACGAGCUUGCCGAUUUUCGCUACGAGACUUUCGACCUAUCAAAACCCGAACGAUACCCCGGAUACGACUCGUCUAUCUUCUUACGCGCCGGGUCAGUCAAGGUUAACUUCGUCGAGGAGCCGUUCCGCAAGAUCGUCAACUUCCUGGUCAAGUUUGGCAAGAUGCAGGCCAUCUACAACGCCGCGCGCCAGGCUGCCGCCAACCAAGCGAAUCAGCUGCAGCAGAGCCAGGGCCGCAUCAAGUUCGAUGUCGUUGUCAAAACGCCCAUCGUUGUCUUCCCGCGCAUCGUGGUUUCUGAAAGACCGAAGCGGGACCUUAUCACGGCCUAUCUCGGGGAGAUCUACGCCCAGAACAAAUUCGCACCACUCGACGACUCGAAAGAUUCGGAAAUCGCCAUGAAGCUCUCGGCUGGAAUUCGCAAUAUCAGACUGACAUCCAGUUUCCACUACAGCCAUGACCGUGAGGAAGAAUUGGAGCUUAUUGAUCAUGUCGACCUCGGAUUCAAGAUCACGUACGCCGAGCACAAGGACGGCGUGAUGCGGCCAGACCUAGAGGUGCAAGGCUCCAUGACCGAUUUCAAUCUUCGCAUCACCCCUUACCAGCUCAGAUCUCUCCUCGAGAUCUCCCAAUCGGUCCCGGCCGCCUUCUCCGGCGAUGUGGAACAGCACACCGCGGAUGCCGAGCGAGAUGUUGGCGGUGCGACGCUAGAGCGUGCGAGAACGACGCCCGGUUAUGGGGGGGGAAACACAAAUGAGCAGCUGAUCGACAUGAAUCCUGAGCUUGAGACACACGGGGAAGCCUGGACCAAGCUGGACCUCGUCUUCACGGUGAAUGAGAUCGGCUUAGAGCUCAUCAACGCCUCGGAGGAUUCUCCUGUUGGUGAUCUGGAUGCGGCCAGCUUGUCGAAGUUCAGUCUCAACUCCACCCGCCUGAAGACCCGGAUGGACUCCAAUGGCAGCGUGGAGGCCGAGUUUGUCGUCCAGGCCCUUACGAUCUACGACACGCGCCAACACGGAGCGAACAAGUUCCGAAAAAUCAUGACCAGCGGCAAUACCGGAGUUGAGCAGCUUAUGGCCAGCAUUACUAUGGCCGGUGGCAAAGACAGAAACGUUAUUGCCAUGGUUGCCAUUGACAGCCCUCGCUUCAUCUUUGCGCUCGACUACCUCUUCGCUGUCCAGAAGUUCAUCACUAUUGGAACGCAAACUCCUCCCGAGCCGGAUGUUCCCGAGAAGAGCCCCUUGGAAACACCCGAGGAAAUGAGCGACGUAGAGUCUGUGCAAGCCAAUUUCUCCGGCGAGGGCUCGGAAAGUAGCAGCAGCCGCGUUGCUCAACCGAGGCUCCAGGGUGAACCCAAGAAGGAUGAGCCACAGUUGAGGCUCGCCUAUCGGGUCAAUAUCGUGGAUGCCCAAGUCAUCUUAAUCGCCAACCCACUGAGUGCCAGUUCCGAAGCCAUUGUCUUGGGGACAAAACAAGUAAUCCUCUCCCAGCAGCAUGCACUCACUUUCCAGGUUUCCCAGUGCGGAAUGUACCUCUGCCGCAUGGAUCGGUUUGCCGACUCCCGCUUGAGGAUCAUUGAUGACUUCUCGUUACAGUUGUCAAUGGACAACUCACAACCGUCGACUACGAAGAUCCAUGCUGACAUUGAGCCCCUUAUCCUUCGACUAUCGCUGCGGGAUAUACUCCUUGUCAUGCAGACAAUUGCCAGAGCCUCAGAACUGUCAGGCGGUACCGCCACCGACGAGACAAUACAUUCCGAGCAGAAAGCCAGACAAUUGAGGGCACCUAACCUUAAACAGAGGCCAACAAGCGGCAGAGCUUCGUCAAGCUUGGCAACGAGGACAGGACGAGCAAGCAAAAGCGUGGGCAGUAUCUCGCACGGGGCUGCAGUACCGCCUCCUCACGACAUCGUCAAACCCCCUCAAAGACAGGAAGAACUCACUGUCACGUUUGACGGAAUAAGGGUCGUGCUUCUAGGCGAUGUUCAUGAACUGCCCAUUCUCGAUAUGAGCGUCAAGGACUUUACCGCCAGCGCCGCGAACUGGACCUCGGAUUUGAGAGCCGAAACUGCUCUGGAGAUGUACACCAACAUUUACAAUUUUGCCAAGUCGGCGUGGGAACCCUUGAUUGAGCCGUGGCAGGUCGGCUUUGGAGUGGCGCGCGACCAGAGGAACGGCGUCAUGUCCGUCGAAAUGUCGUCUAAGCGCACCUUUGACAUCACAAUCACCACAGCCAGUAUUGCUCUGCUCUCCAAGUCAUUUGCUUUCUUCUCUCAGGACCAGGAUGUCCUCGGCAAGCCCCGCGGCGUCGAGGCCCCUUACCGUAUCCGGAACUACACCGGCUUCGAUGUCAUCGUUCAUGCCAAGCGACAAAGCAGCGAAGAGGUCACCACUCUGCGUCUUACUGACGGACAAGAAGUUCCGUGGAGUUUUGAAGACUGGGAGAAAUCGCGAGAGAACUUGCUGCGGACCGAGGGCGCCGGCGCAAACAGUGUAUCAGUCCAACUCGAUGGCAGCGGAUUCGACAUGGUCAAGAACAUCCGGCUGUCGCGCGAGGGCGAGUUUCUAUAUGCCCUGAAGCCGAGGACCGACGGGGUCUUGCACAAGCUGCUCGUCGACGUCAAACUGGGUACUGACAAUGUCAAGUAUGUCACUCUGCGCAGCCCUUUGCUGGUAGAAAACGAAACCGACCUCCCCGUGGAGCUUGGGGUGUAUGAUGCCCACGACGGCCAUUUACUCAAGAUUGAAAAAAUCGCACCUGGUGAGAGCAGGCCGGCGCCUGUCGGGGCGGCAUAUCUGAAGAGCCUGCUGGUCCGUCCGGAUCCGGGCUUCGGUUACAACUGGAGCACCGACACACUCUGGUGGAGGGAUCUUCUCCGACGCCCUAUCAAGACCCUGGUGUGUAAGGGGGAACAUGGCGACCCUUUCUACUUUCAGAUGUGCGCGCGGUGGGACAAAUCAAACCCAGUGACCAGAAAUUAUCCUUAUUUGCGCCUCAAGCUCUCUGCGCCCGUCACCCUCGAAAACCUGCUACCCUACGACUUUAAGUACCGGAUCUACGAUAAGAACACGAAACGGGACUGGUCGAAUUUCUUGCGCAAGGGGGGCGUCAGCCCUGUUCAUGUCGUGGAGUUGUCCCAUCUCCUCCUCCUCAGCGUCGAUAUGCAAGACACCCUUUUCAAGCCGAGCGAGUUUGCCAUCAUAAACGCUGGUUCGGCGGAGGACUUCAAGAAGGAGACACAUCUCGUGUGUCGUGACGAUGCCGGCAUGUCCUUGAAUCUCAAACUGCACUACUUCCGGGUCCCCGACAGCGGGGGCGCCUUCAAGGUCACGGUCUACAGCCCCUACGUCAUUCUGAACAAAACCGGGCUGGGCGUGAGCAUUCGCUCCAAGGGCUUUAUGCAGCAGGCGAAGGCCGCGGCGGGCCAGCCGCUCAUCGAUCUUUCUGAUGGGACCGAACGAAAGACGCCGCCAAUCAUGUUCUCAUUCAACAACGACGACCACAGGAACAGAGCCACUAUCAAGGUCGGUGAGUCCGAGUGGAGCAAACCGCAAAGUUUCGAUGCAAUUGGAAGCACCACCGAGGUGGUGCUUCAUUCUGCGGGAAAGAACGCGGAGAUCCAUCUCGGUGUCACUGUUGAAUCGGGCCUGGGCAAGUACAAACUGGUCAAGACCGUCACGCUGGCUCCGAGAUACGUCAUCCAGAACAAGCUCGGAGAAGACAUCAACAUCCGCGAACCAAGUUCCUCCACCCUGAUUCCGCUCAAGGCGGGCUCGCUCAAACCGCUCCAUUAUCUUCACAGGGGCGGAGUCAAGCAGCUCUGCUUAUGCUACCCUGGCUUCGACAACCAGUGGACGGCGCCCUUCAACAUCUCUGAUCUUGGAAUUACACAUAUCAAGAUUGCCAGGGCAGGACAGCGCCAACGGCUUAUCCGGAUCGAGACUCUGAUGGAGGACGCAACGAUAUUCCUCAAUCUCAGCAUGGAGCAAAGAAGCUGGCCGUUCUCAAUGCGCAACGAGAGUGAUACCGAGUUCACUUUCUACCAAGCCAACCCCAACAUCGAUGAUGACGGGACCGAGGAUCGAUCUGGCUGGCGACCGGUUAGGUACCGCCUUCCUCCACGCAGCAUCAUGCCUUAUGCCUGGGACUUCCCCGCAGUCAAGGUCAAAGAGUUGUGCAUCAGCGCCUACAACAAGGAGCGGCACGUCAAGCUAGCCGAGAUCGGCAACCUUAUGCCCAUGAAGUUUGUGGGCGCAAACGGCCAGGCAAAAAUCAUUGACAUCAAUGUAACUGCUGAUGGGCCGACACAGACUCUGAUUCUUUCCAACUUUAAGCAGUCCAAGAGUCUCUACCGGCAGCGAUCCAACGCAGGGUCAGGCAGCAGUCGCGAGGGAUUCGAGGCGAAGGCGCUCGAUAUCAACACCACUUUCAGCGCGCAAUUGCGCCUUUCCGGCAUUGGUAUCUCGCUCAUCAAUUCACAACUCAAAGAGCUGGCCUACCUCACCUUCCGGGAUGUCCAGCUCCGGUACAGCGACUCGCCCAUGUACCAGACAGUGAGCCUUGCGGUGAAGUGGAUCCAGGUCGACAACCAGCUCUACGGCGGCAUUUUUCCGAUGAUACUCUACCCCAGCGUGGUUCCGAAGAGGGCGCAAGAGAUCGAGGCGCACCCUUCGUUGCACGCCAUGGUCACGCGUGUCAAGGACGACUCGUACGGUGUCGAGUACAUCAAGUAUGCCACCGUUCUCGUGCAAGAGAUGACGGUGGAGCUCGACGAGGAUUUUAUCUACGCGGUACUCGAAUUCUCCAAGAUUCCCGGCGCUUCCUGGUCGUCAACCGAGGAACAAGACAAGCUGUGCGAUGACAAUAUCGACAUUCCACAACCCAAGCAGCAGCAGGCAGGAAGGGACAUCUACUUUGAGGUGCUCAACAUCCAGCCUAUGCAGCUGGACCUCUCGUUUGUGCGCACCGAGAGGGUCAACGUGGAGGACAAGACAUCGUCGAAGAACCCCGUCAUGUUCUUCUUCAACGUCAUGACCAUGGCUCUCGGCAACAUCAACGACGCUCCCGUGCGGUUUAACGCGCUGAUGCUGGAGAAUGUACGGGUCUCGGUUCCGGUACUCAUGCAGAACAUCUCGAACCACUACAGUCAGGAGGCCUUAUACCAGAUCCACAAGAUCCUAGGUAGUGCCGACUUCCUCGGGAACCCGGUCGGCCUCUUCAACAACAUCAGCUCCGGCUUCGCCGACAUCUUCUACGAGCCAUACCAGGGUCUCAUCAUGUCGGACAAGCCCGAGGACUUUGGUCUCGGCCUCGCCCGCGGGGCCGGCUCUUUCUUCAAGAAGUCGGUCUACGGCUUCAGCGACUCCUUCUCCAAGGUCACGGGCAGCUUCGCGAAGGGUCUCGCGGCCGCCACCAUGGACAAGCAGUUCCAAGACCGGCGACGCAUCACGCGCGCGCGCAACCGGCCCAAGCAUGCCCUGUUCGGCGUUACUGCGGGCGCCAACAGCUUCCUCACUUCGGUGGCAUCGGGGGUCGGCGGGCUCGCCCGCAAACCGCUGGAGGGCGCGGAGCAGGAAGGCGCGCUCGGCUUUUUCAAAGGCAUCGGGAAGGGUGUGGUCGGGCUGGCGACCAAGCCGGCGAUCGGGGUGCUCGACUUCGCGUCCAACGUGUCGGAGGGCGUGCGCAACACGACGACGGUCUUUGACGGCUCGGAGCUCGAGCGCGUGCGGCUGCCGCGCCACAUUCCGGCCGACGGCGUGGUGCGGCCGUACUCGCAGCGCGAGGCGCUCGGCCAAAGCUGGCUCAAGCAGGUUGACAACGGCAAGUACUUUAACGAGGCCUACAUUGCCCACCUGGAGCUGCCGACCGAGGACAUGGUGGUGAUGGUGACGUACGGGCGCAUCCUGCUCAUCAGGAGCCGGCGUCUGCAGACCGAGUGGGACGUGCCGCUCAAGGAUGUGCAGACGAUUGCGAAGGAACGAACGGGGCUGAGCCUGACUCUGCGCGGGGGCACCAACGGCCCAUUCAUUCCCAUCGGGCAGGAGAGCGGGCGCACCUUCAUCUAUCGCAUGGUCGGGGUGGCGGUCGAGGAGUAUAAUCGGCGGUUCAAGGGGUUAGAGUAGGGCGCUGACUUUGGCGGAGAGGGAAAAGACGAUAGCAAAGCCAGGGGGAGGAGAUGGGGGCGGCGGCGGAGGCGGAGGCGGAGGCGAAGGCGGUGAGCUGAAUACGGCGUAACCAGGGCGGGCGGCAUUGCGCGGUAUCGCUUUGUUUGAUUGAUCAGUCAUUGGCCGGGAGUUGCUGACGACAUUGUCCCGUUUGGAACCGAG